Messenger RNA from Cyprinus carpio (common carp), 2908 nucleotides. It is a transcript of the gene vax1, whose product is annotated as ventral anterior homeobox 1-like. The record is from RefSeq and is a predicted model, not a curated record. The transcript is spliced from 2 exons. Gene Ontology annotation, molecular function: DNA binding. Gene Ontology annotation, biological process: central nervous system development; brain development; neuron differentiation. Bases 1 to 522 code for a protein of 173 amino acids. NCBI's taxonomy places the organism in Eukaryota, Metazoa, Chordata, Actinopteri, Cypriniformes, Cyprinidae.
AUGAGGAGGAAGAAGGAUCAGGGGAAGGAUUCCGAGCUGCGGUCCGUGGUCUCUGAGACAGCCGCCACCUGCAGUGUCCUGCGUCUCCUGGAGCAGGGCCGGCUCCUCACUCCCCCAGGCCUGCCAGGGUUGCUGCCCCACUGUGGGAGUUCAUCGCUAGGCUCAGCCCUGCGUGGGCCGUCCCUGGGCAUCACCGCUAAUGGAGGCUCUUCCAGCAGCAGUAGCAGCAGCGCGGCCAGCUCAGGCACAGCCGGGGGGAGCCCGCCGCUGCCAACGGUGACCAGUUCGGGGACAGUCACAGGGCUGCAGGGAUCUCCGCCUGCCCACGGGCUGUUUAGCUUCCCUAUGCCCUCUCUGCUUGGGUCGGUCGCCUCACGCAUCUCCUCCACCCCGCUCGGCAUGGCCGGAUCCCUCGCGGGGAACUUGCAAGAACUUUCUGCCCGCUACCUGAGCUCGUCCGCCUUUGAGCCCUACUCGCGGACCAAUGGCAAAGAAGCGUUAGACAAGAAAGCUUUGGAAUGAUCGCUAGGGGUUUCUUUUUGUCGGUUUAUUAUCAUUGUUGUUGUUUUGAAAUUAGUUUGAGCUCUGGUUAUCUCUCUUUUUUUAAUCGCUUUUGCCCCUUUUGUCUCCUCAGUGCUGUUGUGUUUCCAAUCUUGCAUUUUUCAUGUUGUCAACCUGCACACUUGAUGCCUCUCAGAAUUGUAAAAAGGUGGACUCAUACUUUUCAAAAAUGAGGAUUUUCAGAGCAUUUUGCACUAAAUCAAAUUUUCUCCAAUUUGACACAAAUGAGAGCUUGAGGAAGGAAUGUAGCAAGAGAUUAUGGAGGGGAAGAGAGAUGAAAAUGGUUGCUGAGGCAAUAUUUUCGGGGCACUUUUUUUUCCCUUAUACCUUUUUUGGAGCUGGACAGCUAUAUUCAGAUUAAAAACUAAUCUGAAAGCUGCUGGGUGAAAACAAAACAGUACAGAACAUAGACCCCCGAUAAAAACUGAACUCACAGCAACAUCCUUCAUGUUUUCAGUUCGAAAGAGCUAUCUAAAAGUGAUUUUUGCAUAGUGGCAUUUGCCAAGUCUCAAAUAAUGAAAUAUAUAUUAUACUGGGGUUCAUUUCCAAAAGUUAGCAUAUAAUACAGUCAUACUCUGGCUUUAUUUACACAAUUUGCUUACAGAGAUCAUGAAUUUGCCAUAUGAAGCUAUAAGAUCAGAUGUCUAUACCAUUUUGUAUUCGUUUGGUUAAACAUGUUCUGACUAAAUGGAAGGAAAAUGCUGUCACACCGUUAAAUAGUCCAAUGGUCCUGUGUUCAUUGUUCUCUAAAUGGUUUCUGUGAGGGUGCUCCCCAAAACAAGUUUUGAAGGCAGUCUCAGUUUGUGAGUUUGUAUGUCUUAAAUAUGCAGUUUUUCUCCUCUGUGUGUGCGUGUGUGUGUGUGUGUGUGCUGGUACUGAAGCUGUAGUCCUGGUUUCCAUGUUUAGGUGCAUGUUUAACUGAAAACCUUUCGAGAAAACUUUGGAGACGUCAUUGCCUGGGAUUAAGCUCCGGAGCAUCGAAGUGACCCUCACAUUAUCGGACUAAAUGUAUUUGCUGUGAGCGGCAACCCCUCUACCAACGCAGCAAAUUUUCCAGAAGAAUCUGAAGCCCUUUCUAUUAUCAGAGCUGAGACGAGGCAGAUCUCUGAGGGACAAACAGGGUAUGAUUACUGUAGUAUAAAAGCAUGAAGAUUGAAUAACUAAAAUUGUUAUUUUAUUGUAAAUUAUUCACGUCUGUAAUAAAUAGAUCAUUAGUAUAUCUGCAAAUAAUGAAAGAAUGAAUGUAUGGGGGGGGUCGGGGGGCUGGGUUUUCUGAUUGAACAGCCAAUCAAAGUUCUGGUGGUGUUGUUGUUAAAUAUCUUGAAGUUUGUGAACCGUGGUAUGAGUGUGGAUAUAUAUUAUAUAUAACUAAAAAAAUCAAAACAAAACAAAUCUCUUCAGUCUUUCAUUCCAUGUGUAAAUCCUAAAUGCCGUGAUGGUUUCUUCACGUGUCAUUCUCAGCAUCAGUGUAAAUCGUGCAAGGUCACUUAACACUGCCAGUUCUGUCACAGCGCUGACUGACCUUGUCUGCUGUGGUGAUGUUUGAGAGAUACGCAGCCUUGCAUGAAUGAAUGUCUCUGAACAUCCUGGAAUGACAAAUACUCCUACUCUUCAUGUAUUCAACUUAUAUGGAGUAUCAGAGUUUCAUUUAGACAGAAAUGUCUCCUAUAGAGUUACUUCUUGUCUUGGUUUGUUGAUCAGUUCAAAGGUUUGGUUAAACUGUUUGAUUUAUGUAGUAUGUAUUAUUACCUUUUAAUUUGGAAAUAAGUUUUCUGUGGCUUUACAAUGCAGUUUUAAAUUAAUAUAUGGCUGAUCAGUGAGAUACAGUGAAUGAUAUAAGAUGAGGUAAAUGAAACAUUUUAUUGAGGUGUGUUAUGAAAGAUAGACAUCUGUUUUGUUUUGUUUUGUUUUGUUUUGUUUUGUUUUGUUUUGUUUUGUUUUGUUUUGUUUUGUUUGUCCAGAAAAGGAGAAAAAAAAUCUGUGAUUACAAUUUUUUUACACUGCACAGUUGCAUGUUUAAAAGAGUCAAAGACUAUUCAAAAGAAAUUGGGAGAGGCCAGGGAGAGUGAAAAGUGUUUUUUUUUUUUUUCAUUAAAUGUUUUUGUAAAUUUAUGUUAGAAUGUUAGAGCAAAGUCUGAAGGUUGUAGAAUGGCAAUGACAAGCCAAAUGAAAGCAGAACUUUUCAGUGCAGUUUUGCAACACUGAGUUCCUGAGCACCACAUCAAAUUCUGCAGUUCACUUUUUUUCUUUAUUUUUGUUGUUAAAUUUAUAAUUUCAUUUAGUUAUUUUAAGUAUUAAAACUUAAAAUAUAUAUAUAUUUUUUUCAAUAUGUGGUUCAAAAGUCUUG